This is a messenger RNA of Cuscuta europaea, 1190 nucleotides long. NCBI's taxonomy places the organism in Eukaryota, Viridiplantae, Streptophyta, Magnoliopsida, Solanales, Convolvulaceae. The record is from the annotation of a GenBank genome assembly.
CUGAGUUGGACCGAAUCCAUAUAGCGGCCCAAAGUUUAGGGCUCGAGUCUCUUUCACUCACCUAUAAAUUUAAUGUUCAAAACCCUAACCCCAUAAAUUGUUGCGCGUAUACUCUUUCGCUCUCAGAGUGCAGGCGUAGAUAUCCGCAGCCAAGGUAAACGGUAGCAUGGCGACUUCACCGGUGGAGCACGUUCAAUGUUUCGGGCGUAAGAAGACGGCGGUUGCCGUGACACACUGCAAGCGCGGCCGUGGACUCAUCAAGAUCAACGGAACACCAAUCGAGCUGAUCCAGCCAGAGAUCCUCCGUUAUAAGGCCUGUGAGCCUAUCCUCCUUUUGGGCCGCCACCGCUUCGCCGGCGUAGACAUGCGCAUCCGUGUCAACGGAGGAGGUCACACAGCUCAAAUCUACGCCAUUCGUCAAUCUAUCGCCAAGGCCCUCGUAGCCUUUUAUCAGAAGUUUGUCGACGAGCAAUCGAAGAAAGAGAUCAAGGACAUCCUCGUCCGCUAUGACAGGACAUUGCUUGUUGCGGAUCCAAGGCGCUGCGAGCCCAAGAAGUUUGGUGGACGUGGUGCUCGUUCCAGGUUCCAGAAAUCCUACCGUUGAUUGGCAGUUUGGAAGUCUAUUGCAAAGUGUUUGUGUUAUCUCGUUUAGUAAGCCGUCCGUUCAAGUUUUGGUUUAUCUGCUCUAAUGAACUUUUGAUUAUUUAUUUCAGCUUUUGUGGAACUCAGUCUGAAGUUUUAUAUUAUGCUUAUUCUGUUUGUCAUUUACUCUGUGUUUACAUGUGCUUGAUACCGAAAGAUUUCCAUUUGUGGUGAAGUCUGCUGUUAAAAUGCUGCACUUAAUCGUCGAAGAUGCAUCUGUGUUUCUAAUAUCUGUUUUUUGCAUCAGCUGUUUCUAUUAGUAAUCCAAUUUUGUAGCAUUAUCAGCAUGUUCCAAAAAAUUACUUUGUUUUGUUUUGGCGUUUAUUUGGCUAAUAAGCUGAGAUUGGUUACGGAUGUUUUUCUUUCAUUUGAGUCUGAUAACCUCUACCAAACAGGCUAGCAAGCAUCUGAUACCAGAUUAUGAAAUAAGACAUAUAAAAUGGAUUUGAUUCUAUUCGUACUAAACAAAUGUUAUUGAAACGGAUUGUGCAUUGUUGUGCUUAUCUUGCGUAAGCAACUUCUACUGGACACUUUUAUUUGAAUGAGCA